CCGCCGGUCAGCUCCGCGGCGGCUGCGGCUGCCUUCGCCUCCCUCUUGGUGCUGCUCGGCGUCGGCGGCGUCGGGCACAGAGUCGGGCAGAGCCGUGCGCCGGGCUGGAUGGAGCCGCCGCUCUGAGCGCCUUCCUCGGCGUCGAUCUGCGGCUGCCGCCGCCGCCGCUACCGGGAGGAGCCAGGAAGGCAGGCACGAUGCUGCCGGGGGAGCCGAGGACCGCGCCUCCGCCUCGCAGGAGCUGAGCAGGAGGAGGACGGCGGCGGCGGGGCGGGCUGGCCGGCCGGCCGAGCGGGGGCUUCUUCGGGCGACGACGACGGUGGCGGAGGGGAAGGGGCGCCCCGGCGGCGGCGGAUCUCAUCGGAGCUGCUCUUGCGCCGCCGGUCCGAGGGAUUUGCCUACCAUGACUGUAGCCGGCGUCUUCUGUCUCUUCCUCUCCCUCGACAAGGUGUUCCACGCCUGGGCUGGUCCUUCUUCCCUGGCUGCCCAGGAGCCACAUGGUUGGCGGACCCCAGUGGACUGCGUCCGUGCCAAUGAACUCUGUGCCGCCGAGUCUAGCUGCAGCUCGCGGUACCGCACCCUGCGUCAGUGCGUGGCUGGCCGUGACCGCAACACCAUGCUGGCCAACAAGGAGUGUCAGGCAGCCCUGGAGGUGCUGCAGGAGAGCCCGCUCUAUGACUGCCAUUGCAAGCGUGGGAUGAAGAAGGAACUCCUGUGCCUUCAGAUCUACUGGAGCAUCCAUCUUGGCCUGACGGGGGGAGAAGAGUUUUAUGAAGCUUCCCCCUACGAGCCAGUCACCUCUCGUCUCUCUGAUAUAUUCAGACUCGCUUCAAUUGUCUCAGGAAUGGAUCCUGCCACCAACUCCAAAAGUAACCACUGCCUAGAUGCAGCCAAAGCCUGUAACCUGAAUGACAACUGCAAGAGGCUCCGUUCAGGCUACAUCUCUACCUGCAACAAGUCCUACGACACCUACCGCUGCAACCGCCGCAAGUGCCACAAAGCCCUGCGCCAGUUUUUUGACCGUGUGCCCAGCGAGUAUACCUAUCGGAUGCUCUUCUGUUCUUGUAAGGACCAGGCCUGUGCUGAGCGCCGUCGGCAAACUAUUGUCCCUGACUGCUCCUAUGAGGACAAGGAGAAGCCCAACUGCUUAGACCUCCGGAAUCAGUGUCGGUCGGACCCUCUUUGUCGGUCAAGACUGGCAGAUUUUCACACAAAUUGUCAAGCAUCUUUCCAGUCACUUACCAGCUGCCCUGGGGAUAAUUAUCAGGCGUGUCUGGGUUCCUAUGCUGGCCUAAUUGGGUUUGACAUUACUCCUAACUACAUUGACGCUAGCACCACCAGCCUCAUUGUGUCUCCGUCAUGCUCCUGCCGGGGCAGUGGCAACAUGGAGGAAGACUGCGAGAGGUUCCUGAGAGACUUCACAGAGAACCCCUGUCUCCGAAAUGCAAUUCAGGCUUUUGGCAAUGGCACAGACAUCAGCCCUCCCCCCAAGAACCCCCCGUCACCUCCUGUCACCCACUCUCCCAAGGUGGAAAAGAGCCCUCCUUUGCCAGAUGAUGUCAAUGACAGCAACACCAUCUAUGACACAAGUAUGAUCACCACCUGUACCUCCAUUCAGGAACAUGGUUCGAAGCUCAACAAGUCCAAAGAGCAGAGUCUUUGCUUCUCAGAGAAAUCGCAGACCACUGAUCUCAUGCCAGAACAGAAGACAUUCGUGGACACAAAGGGAUCCAGCAGCCGACAUUCCAUCACAGGGACCCUCUCUGCUCUCCCUUUCCUCCUUGUGAAACUGGCAUUAUAAAAGAAAAAAAUGGAUUGAGGACUCCCAGGGGGGAACAAGUGAAACACACACAGACACUUUCACCCCCCCUUUCUCUCUUACACACACACACACACACACACACACUCCCACCUGCAAGAAUUCUCUGGCUCGUUCUCUUCUGGAAUGUCAGCUUUGGAGAAGGCAUAACAUUUGCAGAAGUUUGUGCAAGACAUUUUUAACGCUGCAAGAAGAGCUAUGCAGAGUGAGGCUUGAACAUGUGGGGAGACCCCAGACUGGGAAUUUUGACUAGUUUCUUUUCAAGCGUUGUUUGUUUCCAGUGUCCUAAGCAAGAGUCAUGUCGAAAGGGAAUCCAAGCUGUAUUCAGUAGAAAUGCAGUUGCCUUUGAAAGCAUCCAGAGACUGAUGCUGCUAUGUGGGAAACUUAGUGGAGCGUGCCCUGAAGAGUCUCAAAUGGUCAUGUUGCUCUGCAGGUCCAAAGGCAACAACCCCCUUGUCUAGACAUCCACCCUCAUCCAGUCCCUCUCUGCUGUUUUGGUUUCCCUUCUGCCCUAAGUCAAGUCUGGCUUUCAUUGAUCCCCAGAGGACCCACAGAAGUGUCUUAACUUUCCAGUGCAUCUUGGGGGAAUCCUUCAGUAGGAUGAAGAUUUAAGCAGGGCCAUGGUUCUUCUUCCGCUGUGGCAACUGUCAGGCUGGAAGUCCUGCCACCCAACACAGCCAUGCCUUGUGAAACAAGGAGAAUAUUUGCCAGUUUUUAGGGAGAUUCUCUUUCUACUGUUUCUUCUGCCCCCUUACAUACUGUUUUCUAAGGUUUUAAAAGUCAGAGGGGCACAAACAUUCCUUGUUAUAAAGUUGCCCCAGAGUGAUGUCCUUGGGGAAGCCUCCCCACCCUUCAGUUGGGUUCUGGUGGGAUGGAAGUAGCCAUAUGUGGCAGCCAAAUGUACUUAACUCUCUGAGUUCCCUCUCCACUGAUUAUAUACAUAUCUAGCAUAUGUAUAUAUAGAGAGACCUGUAUCUCCAUAUAUGUAUGUAUAUACAUAACCAUAUACAUUUACCGAAUGACUUUCUUUUCCUUUUUUUAAAAACGAUAAAAAAACCAACAAUAAUAUCAAGAACAACAAAAAUGUAUUAUUGUAAAGUUUAUUUUUUGUAAACAGUCUACCAUGGGAGUGGGGGGUAGGGAACCACCCCAGGGACAAUACACAGAUCUUCACUGCCCCAUUGACACUGGGGCACUGGCAAAAGAGAAGCAACCGGAAUGCUUAACCAAUAGCUGAAAUAAACAUAACAAAAUGCAAA
Molecule: messenger RNA, 3078 nt
Organism: Heteronotia binoei (common prickly gecko)
Lineage: Eukaryota; Metazoa; Chordata; Lepidosauria; Squamata; Gekkonidae
Gene: GFRA2
Product: GDNF family receptor alpha 2
Exons: 9
Coding region: 404-1801 (465 amino acids)
Biological process (GO): nervous system development
Cellular component (GO): external side of plasma membrane; signaling receptor complex
Molecular function (GO): signaling receptor activity
Source: RefSeq, a predicted model, not a curated record